GCACUUGGGGAGCUUUUGGCGGUGGCCGCACCGUGUUGCCUGCAUUCAAGCUCGCAGCUUCGCACCGCCGCGGCCCGAGCCCUGCGUGGCGCAGCGGCGGCCGUGGGUGCCGAGGCAGUGGAAGAGGAGCUCAAUGCAGCACGUGCCAGCGUCGCGGCCAUCGGUGCCGCGCGAGCUGCGCUGCAGGCGACAG
Messenger RNA from Symbiodinium necroappetens, 193 nucleotides. The record is from the annotation of a GenBank genome assembly. NCBI's taxonomy places the organism in Eukaryota, Dinophyceae, Suessiales, Symbiodiniaceae.